GUGCCACCACCCAUCAGUGCUAGUGUCGGAGUGUUGUGGAGUGCCUCAUCAUUAUUUUCGUUUUACAAGCCUACUGACACAGGAUUUCAUCAAUAUCAACUAUACCAGAAGUAAUGGUGUCGGUGUCGACCUGGGGCACUGCUGAAGUUAGUGACUGGCUAACAAGAAUAGGACUACACAACUAUGUUCAAGUUUUUAUAGUGCUGGAUACCCAACCUAAAGGUGGAAGAACGUCACAGCCAACUCAUGACGCAGUGGAAGCAAGAGCAAGUACUCCAGUGAGCAGUAUAUGUGGAGAGCCAUCGUUAUCAUCUCUAACAGACACUUUACUGUCUGAUGAGGAGGAAGUGUCUCAGCCACCUUCCACAGUUAUCAAUGACGAGACCUCUGGUGACCUUUGGAAUGAUUUGCAGAAUUACAAACUGCCUCUUUUUCCGCCAUGCGUAAAGACCCUCUUACAAACAAGAAAAAGUCCACAAGAUUACCUGCCUGGAACUUCAAACAGAAGAAGAAUCAUUGAGGUCCUUACAUGUGACCUACAAAAGAGGAAUAUCCUGACACCUUCAAAACAGGGAUACACCAACCUACUAGAUGCCCUGUUUAGUGAAUAUCCACACAUUGGAGACCCAAAAUGUUGGAGGAUGUCCCUUCGUACCAAGAUGAAAAACAUUCGAGUGCCACUAACAUCACACAACACUGUGAAAAUUCUUAAAGAAAAAUUUGGCUGUCCAGUAACAGGAGGUCGGAAAAGUACGGCAUUGUCAGAAAAGGAAGAAGUUCAACCACGCAAGAAAAGGCAAAAGCUCAAGGUUGAUUUGGAGGGACAUGAAGAUGAUGAGGUGACUACACGCGCCCACAUAGAUGCACUGAAUGCAGAAUUGAGAAAAGGGUCACCUGAUCUUGCAGUGAUUGCUGUAAAAAUGGACAGAACAUUUGUCUACCGUUGGAAAAGGAUCAACGAUCAACGUUUGUCAGUGGCUGACAUCAUCUCAGAGUUUCCAGCCCUGAGGCGAAGAAAUUUUCUUGCAGGGGAAGCUGAACGACAUGGUAUUUUGAAGCCCCUUGAAAACUCUUACCUCCAACUCCAUACAUCACUACUUGAGUUGAUGAAGUAUACCAAGUCCCGUUGCAAAGGUUACAAAGAGUACUUCUCAAAAUACCAAGAGGACUUGGACAGCAGUCUGAAUGAAGAUAAAAGAAUCGAAUGUGGCCUGCAGUUUGCUGUGCAACUUCUGCCAUCGCUUUUAGAGAGGAUGCGACGUAUCUACUGCUGA
Messenger RNA from Eriocheir sinensis (Chinese mitten crab), 1274 nucleotides. RefSeq lists its product as uncharacterized. The record is from RefSeq and is a predicted model, not a curated record. Lineage: Eukaryota; Metazoa; Arthropoda; Malacostraca; Decapoda; Varunidae. The transcript is spliced from 9 exons. Bases 114 to 1274 code for a protein of 386 amino acids.